This is a messenger RNA of Adineta steineri, 1143 nucleotides long. NCBI's taxonomy places the organism in Eukaryota, Metazoa, Rotifera, Eurotatoria, Adinetida, Adinetidae. The record is from the annotation of a GenBank genome assembly.
AUGGCUGAAUCAACAACUAUUCAUAGUACAAAUAAUAAUAUUCCUAUUCCUUCUGUGAUGAAAGCAGCUCAGCAAAGUGGUUUUGGAGAUAUACGUGAUGUUCUUACGCUUGAUGACAAUGUAACUGUACCUCGUCAAUUAUCAUCUAAACAAAUACUUGUUCGAGUAUGUGCUGCUGCAAUUAAUCCAGUCGAUUGGAAAAUUUUAGAGGGAAAACUAUCACUUGUUACUCGAUAUUCAUUUCCUCAUACACCAGGUACUGAUGUUGCUGGUGUCGUUGUUGCUAUCGGUUCUAGUGUAAAACGUCUUCAAAUUGGUGAUAAAGUGUAUGGAGAUCUUGGAAUUCAUGGUGGUAGUUAUGCUGAAUAUGUUCGUGGACCUGAAUCAUUAUUUACAUUGAAACCAAAUAAUUUAACAAUGCAAGAAGCAGCUGCUGUACCUUUAGCAUGUGACACAAGUUCUCAAGCAUUAUUUAAAAAAAUUUCACCUCCUAUUGGACAAGGAAGUAAAAUAUUAAUCUGUGGUGGUAGUACAGCUACUGGUCUAUAUGCAAUUCAAUUAGCUAAAGCAGUUGGUGCUUAUGUGACAGCGACAUGUUCAAAAAGAAAUUUUAGUUUAAUGGAAAAACUUGGAUAUACAAUAACACAAACAAAUAUUGAAAUGAAUAAUGAUCAAAAUCAAUUACAUGUUAUUGAUUAUACGGAAAAAGAUUUCGGAGAAGAACUUAAAGAUCAAAAUUAUGAUAUUGUAUAUGAUUGUGUUGGUGGUGAACAACAAUGGAUAUCCGCACAAAAAAUAUUAAAACGAGGUGGACAAUUUAUUACUAUUGUUGGUGAUGAUUUAUCUUCUAUUAUUUCAUUAAAAACAUUGAUUGUAAUGGGUUCAAGUAUAGUAAAUCGAAAAUUUUGGUCGAUUUUUAGUUCAGCUCAUCAUGGUUAUAUACGUCAUGUAUUAUAUGAAAAUUUUCAAGAUCUUGAUGAUAUUCGAACAAAAUUUAUUGAAACAAACAAAGUUAAACCAUUAAUUGAUACAGUUUUUGAUUGGAGAAAAGAUGGUGUAGACGCAUUAUAUUCACUUUAUGAAAAAUCCAAAAGUGGAAAAGCACAAGGAAAAUUAAUUCUUAAAAUAGCUGAUGAAGAGUAA